Trichechus manatus latirostris (Florida manatee) is the source of this 1283-nucleotide messenger RNA. RefSeq names its product citramalyl-CoA lyase (gene CLYBL). Gene Ontology annotation, biological process: regulation of cobalamin catabolic process. The record is from RefSeq and is a predicted model, not a curated record. Lineage: Eukaryota; Metazoa; Chordata; Mammalia; Sirenia; Trichechidae. The transcript is spliced from 8 exons. Bases 8 to 1027 code for a protein of 339 amino acids. Gene Ontology annotation, molecular function: (S)-citramalyl-CoA lyase activity.
GGGGAAGAUGGCGCUGCGUCUGCUGCGGAGGGCGGUGCGCGGAGCGGAGGCGGCGCUGCCGAGGCUGAAAGCAUCUCCGGCAGCUGAUGUUUCCAAACUUCAAUAUAGUUCCUCAUCCAAUCACAAGUAUAUUCCCCGGAGGGCCGUGCUCUACGUACCUGGAAAUGAUGAAAAGAAAAUAAAGAAGAUCCCAUCCUUGAACGUCGAUUGUGCAGUGCUCGAUUGUGAGGAUGGUGUGGCUCUCAACAAAAAGAAUGAAGCUCGACUGAGAAUAGUAAAAACUCUUGAAGACUUUGAUCUGGGUCCCACAGAAAAGUGUGUGAGAAUCAACUCAGUGUCCAGUGGUCUUGCUGAAGAAGACCUGGAGACCCUUUUGCAGUCACGGGUCCUUCCUUCCAGCCUGAUGCUACCCAAGGUGGAAAAUCCUGAAGAAAUCCAAUGGUUUUCAGACAAAUUUUCAUUCCACUUAAAAGGCCGAAAACUUGAACAUCCAAUGAAUUUAAUCCCUUUUGUGGAAACUGCAAUGGGUUUGCUCAAUUUUAAGGCUGUGUGUGAAGAAGCGCUGAAGACUGGGCCUCGAGUGGGUCUGGUGCUAGACGCUGUCGUUUUUGGAGGCGAAGAUUUUCGAGCCAGCAUAGGUGCAACAAGUAAUAAAGACACCCAGGAUAUCCUCUACGCCCGACAAAAGAUCAUUGUUGUGGCUAAGGCCUUUGGCCUACAAGCCAUAGACCUUGUGUACAUUGACUUCCGCGACGGAGACGGGCUGCUGAGGCAAUCAAGAGAAGGGGCCGCCAUGGGCUUCACCGGUAAGCAGGUGAUCCACCCGAACCAAAUUGCCGUGGUCCAGGAGCAGUUUUCUCCUUCUCCUGAAAAAGCUAAGUGGGCUGAAGAACUGAUUGCUGCCUUCAGAGAACAUCAGCAAUUAGGAAAGGGAGCCUUUACUUUCCAAGGGAGUAUGAUCGACAUGCCAUUACUGAACCAGGCCCAGAACAUUGUUACGCUUGCCACAGCCAUCAAGAAAAAAUGAUCUGUUAAAUGAAGCUCUCAUCAGGUGGGCUGAACACAUACAGUAGGUUUCUUCAACCAUAAUACUCAAGGCAACUCGUUAGUAUGCCAUAUUGGAACCUUAUUCUACUUACAGUUCAUGUUAAUCAUGAUUUUUUGUUGUUGUUGUUAUCUUACUGGCCAGUUAUUCCUAUAAAAAUGAACUUUCUCGCCUUCGGCUCCAAGCUUGUGAUUUUAUUGUGGUUUAUUAAUGUGCUGUAAAUAUUUAUUUAUGAUUU